This is a messenger RNA of Hemiscyllium ocellatum (epaulette shark), 5088 nucleotides long. RefSeq names its product tripartite motif-containing protein 16-like. The coding region runs from base 189 to 1898 and encodes 569 amino acids. The transcript has 6 exons. Gene Ontology annotation, molecular function: zinc ion binding; protein binding. The record is from RefSeq and is a predicted model, not a curated record. NCBI's taxonomy places the organism in Eukaryota, Metazoa, Chordata, Chondrichthyes, Orectolobiformes, Hemiscylliidae.
AAGGCAGUUAAAUAAAAGAGGAGCUAUAUAGUUGUUGAGAAAUGUCUCGAGUUAUUCAACUCUGAGAUGUAAAUUCGUCAAUCAUUAACUUUCAGGACUGGUUCCAAGUUUCCCUUUCAGUUCGCUGCUUGUCCUGACUUGGUGAGGGUUGGGCUCUCUCUCUCUCUCUCUCUCUCGUUCCCUGAGGAAUGGCGGUGUCGAAAGUCUCCAUCUCUGAAGCCAAGUUAGCCUGUGCCAUCUGUCUGGAUCUCCUGAAGUCCCCCGCGACCAUUCCCUGUGGGCACAACUUCUGCAUGGAGUGCAUUGGGAGAUGCUGGCAUCAGGAAGGGGGGUCCGAGACCUUCAGGUGCCCUCAGUGCCGAGAAACAUUCAGCUCCAGGCCCUCCCUCUCCAAGAACACUAUCCUGUGUGAGAUUGUGGAGGACUUCUCCCACGCCGACCCAGCCUGUGCCUCCAAGGAGGCAGUCACCUCCCAGGGUGUUCUGUGUGACUUCUGCACCGAUGAGAAGCUCGAAGCCGUUAAGUCAUGCGUGGUCUGCAUGGCUUCGUACUGUGAGGUCCACCUGCAGCCCCACAGCAACAACCCAGUGUUCAGCGACCACCGACUCAUCGAUCCGGUCAGGGACAUCGAGAGGAGGAAGUGUCCCAGCCAUCGGAAACCCCUGGAGGUAUUCUGCAGGACUGAUCAGAAAUGUGUCUGCUGCUUAUGCGCCAUCAAUGAACACAGGCAACAUGAGACCGUGUCUGUGGAAGAGCAAGUGGGCGAACUGAAGAAAGAACUCAAUGAGCAACAGACUGAGGUGGACAAACAGCUGCUGGAGACUACGGAGGAGAUUGGAAAGCUGCAGCAGAAAGCUGACUCCAUUAAAGGUAUGGUGCUGCAGGUCAAACAUCACACCAGGACCAAGUGUACUGAGUUAGUGAAAACUAUUGAGCGUGCACAGAAGGACGUUCUACGAUAUCUCGAUGGUGAGGAGGAAGCUGUAUUGAGCCGGGUGGAAGAAUCCAUGAAGCUACUGCGGAUUACUCUUGCUGGGCUACAGGACAGUAAACAGCAACUCCAGACUGCCCUGGAAAGUGAUGACAGCUUGUUUGUAUUACAGGAACAUUGGAGGUUGAACAAACCCGUGCGCCCUGUUCCCAUCUCGCAUUGCGAAGCUGAUGUCAACUUUAGCACCGUGGAAAAUGCCAUGACUGAGCUGUCCAAUCACAUCGCAGGACAGCUGCAUAGCUGCUUCAACCCACAUCUGGAAGGAGAAGUCUCCAAAGAUAAUGAGAAAGAGAUCUACACCAGCCCAGCGAUUGUAUGUCCCAUGGAAACAAAGGCUGAUCUCGACAGUAAGCAGAAAGCAGAUUAUGUACAACACGCUCUCCGGCUGACGUUUGAUCUCAACACGGCGCACAAGCACCUCCUUCUGUCGGACGACAACUGCACAGUGACAGAUGUUGACCCCGAAAGCGUCCCUUACCCCGAGCACCCCGACAGGUUCAGCAACUUCCCCCAGGUGCUGUGUGCCGAGAGCCUUUCGGGAGGCCGCUGCUACUGGGAGGUGGAGAUCAGUGGACAUUGGGCGGGAAUGGGGGUCACCUACAGGGGGAUCAAAAGGAAAGGGUCGAAUAUGUGCAGCCUUAUUGGGCGGAACAGUUUGUCCUGGUGCCUCCUGUACAGCAACAGCAAGUACUCAGCUCUUCACAACAAGCAGGAGGUCAGUCUGCAGUCCGGGAGGUACCAGAGAAUUGGCAUCUACCUGGACUACCCCGAGGGCACGCUGGAUUUUUAUGGGAUUGACAACACGAUGAGUUUGAUCCACAGGUUCAAGACAGAGUUCACCGAGCCUGUGUACCCUGCUUUUUGGGUUUUUCUGGGAACAUCUCUCCGGAUAUGCUGGCUGGAUUAGGAGCGUGCUAAUUUCUACUUCCCAAGUGUCUUCUAGCCUGCACUGUCAGAGAUGGGAUCACACGUGGUGCACAGAGGCAGUGAUCAGAGAGCCUGGAUUAACUGUGGAACACAUGCUGUCACAUUGGAGUGGAUGAGGCGAGUAACUGAUACAUUCAACUAAAUAAACUGCUGUAAUAUCUCAGCAGGCCAGCCAGUGGGAGACUAAGGGUUAGCAUCAGUCCCUGAGUGGCAGAACUGCGUGAGAUGUUUAGCAAAUCCCACCUUGAUGUCGGGAUCACCUUGCAUCAUCUGGUGUAGCAUAUAGUGUGGCAAGGUACUCACUAGCAAGUUCCCAACAGGUGCCCACUGUCAAUUUGUUAAAAGCCUUGCUAACAGCGUAACUUGCCAUUUUCUCAAGCUCACUAACAAACUAGUCAUCAGGAGACCAGAGUGGGUUCCAGGUGGGUUCAACUCUCUGCUUGUUCAGAAAGAGAUGCUGGACACUGGGCACUAAAAUCUCAAGGGGUGCUCCACAGGCACUGGCCACAUGCAACCAUGUCCAUGGCAUCUGACAUAUGCCAGCCUCUUGAACAUCUCCAAUCCACUGAUGGGACACUUCUGCUCUUCAACGCUACACCUCAGGCAACUCUGGUAACUCGCAUUGUAAUGCUACAGCAAGCAUGCUAGUGUGCUCAGGGGCACACACCCAGCUCAUAGAAUAUCUCCACUGUGGAAUGAGACCAUUGGGCCCAUCAAGUCUGCACCGACCCUUUGCAGAGAAUGUCAUGGAGAGGACCAGGCUGCAGCUCCAAGCUCUUCAAUAGCUGUUAUACAGAAACAUCACAGAAACCCUACAGUGUGGAAACAGGCCAUUCAGCAAGUCCUCACCCACCAUCCGAAGCGUAACACACCCAGACCCAUUCCCCUACCCUAUUAUCACCCUGACUAAAUCACCUAACCUACACAUCCCUGAACACUAUGGGCAAUUUAGCAUGGCCAAUACAUCUAACCUGCACAUCUUGGGAAUGUGGGAGGGAACUGGAGCACCCAGAGGAAACGAGGAGAAUGUGCAAACUCCACACAGACAGUCGCCGGAAGCUGGGAUCGAACCCGGGUCCCUGGCGCUGUGAGGCCGCAAUGCUAACAACUGCACCACCGUGCCACCUAGAGUUGUUAGGAUUUGGAAUGCUCUGCCUGGGGAGUGGUGAAGGUGGAUUCUACUGGGGGUUUCAAAAGAGACCGGAAUAGGUAUUUGAAAUGGAUGACGUUGGAGGGUGCAGGGAUAGGGCAGGACAAUGGGACUAGCUCUUUCAGGAGCUGGUACAAAUACAAUGGGUCAAAUGGCCUCCUUCUGCAAUGUAAAAUUCUACAAUUCUAUUUUUGGCCUUGAACUCAGCCAACUGAGAGGGGGUAGUGAGCCAGUGGUCAGAGAGGAAACAUUGAUGAUUACACUUUGCACUUUGUCAAGGAGUCAGAGAACAACUCAUUAGAGAGUCAUACAGAUGUACAACAGCCCCUUCGCUCCAACUCAUCCAUGCCUACCAGAUAUCCUCACCUAAUCUAGUCUCAUUUAUAGAGUCAUAGAGUCAUAGAGAUGUACAGCACAGAAACAGACCCUUCUGUCCAACCCAAUCUAGUCCCACCUGCCAGCACCCGGCCCAUAUCCCUCCAAACCCUUCCUAUUCAUAUACCCAUCCAAAUGCCUUUUAAACGUUGCAAUUGUACCAGCCUCCACCACAUCCUCUGGCAGCUCAUUCCUUACACGUAUCACCCUCUGUGUGAAAAAGUCGCCCCUUAGGUCCCUUUACUAUCUUUCCCAUCUCAUGCUGAACCUAUCUCCUCUAGUUCUGGACUCCCCACCCCAAGAUCUCAGGGAGGAGUGAUGUCUGUUGCCAUUGCUCUCAGUAUCUGCCCAGCAACAGUGUGUUUGAGCGACAGGAGGCUGAGGUACAAUUCACCCCAGCUCAUCCUGACCUCACCUUCCAGUAGCAUCAUUGCGUUAGGAAGACUGGAACAUCAUGGUCAUGGGAACCCUCUCAGUCUAAUGUGGCCCUUUAUCACUAAUCCUUCAUCAGCCCCCAACAAUCUAACAGGAUAGACCGGGUAAACACAGGGAGCAUGUUCCUCAUGGCCAGGGGAUCCAGAACCAGGGUUGAGGAAGUGGGGUUGGCCAUUUGGGACUGAAAUGGAGAUAAGUGUUUUCACCCAGAAAGGGGGAGGGGGAGGAGUGUGUGGAACUAUCUGCCAUCAAAAAUAGUUGAGGCCAAAACAUUGAAUGUUUUCAGAAAGGAGUUAGAUUUAGUUCUUAGGGCUAAAGGUACCAAAAGGGGAGAGAGCAGGAAGAGGAUAUUGAAUUAGAUGAUCAGCCAGGGUCAUAUUGAAUGGUGGAGCAGGAUAAGUGGUUUACUCAUGUUCAUAUUUUCCUGGAUUAAUAUCCUGGAAUUGUGUCUCUCUGUAUUUAUUCAUGGGAUGUGCGCAUCACUGGCAAAGCCAUUCCUAACUGCCCUUGAACUUUGUGGUUUCCUUCUACAACUCAGAGUGUAGGAGAGAGGCUUGGGGUCAGGCUGGGUAAAGAUAGCAGAUUUCCCUCACUAAGCAAAGGGAUUUACCCCCUUUAACCACAAAGGCUUCAGUGAGCUGGGUGGAUGUUUACAACAAAAGGCAGUGACCACAUGGUACCAUUGAUUUCAAAUUAUUUUAUCGCGCUGAAUUAAGCAGACGUGGCGAAAUGUGAACCCAUGUCCCCAGAACAUUAGCCGGCGUAUCUGAACCUCCUGUCCCAGGGUCGUACAAUGUACCAUGUCCUCCUGCUUAGCUUCAAUUCUCUCCCUAUCCCACCAUGGCAUCAUCCACACCCCCACAGACACAAAACUCAACAACUCCCUCAUAGAGAAGGUCUGAGAACACACUCGACAAGAAAAUAAAAUGUCGUGUGUCUAUAAAGGUUUCCUAUAAUAGCAUAAACAACUGGACUUGACCAGUUCCUGCUCGACUGCACCAUGGAACCAUUGAACACAUUGUUGAUGUCACCAGAUGGGAUGAGUCAAUCUUCAAGAUCAAUUCACAGCAUUCUCAAACUUGAAUUUUAGAAUCAUUUUAUAAUGAACAUAUCGAAUUUUAUUUAACUUCAGGUAUAUUUAUAUCCAUGAUAUUUCAAACAUUAAGCAUCUUUUAAGGAAUCCUGUUCCAUGUUUAAUUGGUUUGAAAUA